AUGGCACUGCGCUAUGGGCUUUUCAUCUGCCUUCUGCUCUGGGGAGGAACAGAACUGUGCUACCCCCAGCCCCUCUGGCAGGGUGGGGCCCACCGCUUCCUUCCCUCUAAGCCACCCCUAGUGGUGGAGUGUCUGGAGGCUCAGCUUGUGGUCACUGUCAGCAAAGACCUUUUUGGCACUGGGAAACUCAUCAGGCCUACAGACCUCACCCUGGGCCCUGAGGGCUGUGAGCCCCUGGCCUCUAUGGACACAGAUGAUGUGGUCACAUUUGAGGUCGGGCUACACGAAUGUGGCAACACCGUGCAGGUAACAGAGGAUGCUCUGGUAUACAGCACCUUCCUGCUGCACAACCCCCGCCCUGUGGGAAACCUGUCCAUCCUGAGGACUAAUUUUGCAGAGGUGCCCAUCAAAUGCCUUUUCCCCAGGCAGGGCAACGUGAGCAGCCAGGCCAUCCUGCCCACCUGGGUGCCCUUCAGGACCACGGUGUUCUCGGAGGAGAAGCUGGUUUUCUCCCUGCACCUGAUGGAGGAGAACUGGAGUGCUAAGAAGAGGUCCCCCACCUUCCAGCUGGGAGAUAUAGCCCACCUCCAGGCCGAAGUCCACACUGGCAGUCAUGUGCCACUACGACUGUUUGUGGACCACUGUGUGGCCACACCAACGCCAGACCGGAACACCUCCCCAUAUCACACCAUCGUGGACUUCCAUGGGUGUCUCGUGGAUGGCCUCUAUGAUGCCUCAUCUGCUUUCAAAGCACCCAGACCUGGACCAGAGACCCUCCAGUUCACAGUGGACAUGUUCCAGUUUGUUAAUGACUCCAGAAACAUGGUAUAUAUCACCUGCCAUCUGAAGGUCACCCUGGCCGACCAAGUCCCAGACCAGCUAAACAAAGCCUGCUCUUUCAGCAAAUCCUCCAAUAGCUGGUCCCCAGUAGAAGGCACUGCUGAUAUCUGUCAAUGCUGUAACAAGGGUAGCUGUGGCAUUCCGGGUCGUUCCAGGAGGCUAGUGGGACAAUCGCACAAGUCUGCUUCCCGCAGUCGCAGGCAUGUGACAGAAGCAGCAGAUGUCACAGUGGGGCCACUAAUCUUCCUGGGAAAGGCCAGUGACCGUGGUGUGGAGGAGUCGACUUCUCUCACAUCUGUGAUGCUGGGGUUAGGCCUGGCAAUGGUGGUAUCCUUGACUCUGGCCACCAUUGUCCUAGGUCUUGCCAGGAGGCGUCAGGCUGCUUCCCGCCCUGUGAUGUACCCUGUGUAUGCUUCCCAAUAA
Messenger RNA from Pteropus alecto (black flying fox), 1263 nucleotides. RefSeq names its product zona pellucida glycoprotein 3 (gene ZP3). The transcript is spliced from 8 exons. The coding region runs from base 1 to 1263 and encodes 420 amino acids. Lineage: Eukaryota; Metazoa; Chordata; Mammalia; Chiroptera; Pteropodidae. Gene Ontology annotation, biological process: binding of sperm to zona pellucida; egg coat formation; positive regulation of acrosome reaction. Gene Ontology annotation, cellular component: extracellular matrix. The record is from RefSeq and is a predicted model, not a curated record. Gene Ontology annotation, molecular function: acrosin binding.